AUGCGUUUAUCGAAACCUGCUCUGUAUCAAAGCACUCCUGUCUAUUGUGAAUCAGCGGAUUUAUGUUCAACAGCUUUUAACACUGGUCAGUCAUUAGAUGUUUCAUUGUCAAAUGGUAUAUCUCAUUCGGCAUUAAGCAAUAUUCUCGUAUUACCAUAUAGUUUUGGAAACGUUUUUUUGGGUGAAACAUUUUCAUCAAUAGUAGCACUACAUAAUCAGAGUGAUCAAACGUUACACGAUUGCACGGAUAUUCAGACAGCUACUCAACGUAUAUCAUUGAAUACUGUUGAAAAUUUAGAAAGUAAACAAGAUCUUGCACCAGAUCAAAGUGUUUGUCGAAUUUUACAACAUGAAGUUAAAGAAUUAGGAAAUCAUUCUUUGGUGUGUACUGUAACGUGUAUUGAUGGCAAUGGAGAGAAAUGUAAUCUGAAGAAAGUAUUUAAAUUACAGGUUGGCAAGCCAAUUGAAUUAAAGACGCGAUUUGUUCCUGGAAUUGAACAUGAUGAGGUCUUUGUUGUUGCAGAAAUUCAAAAUCAAACACCGACGACCUUGUUUAUGGUGAGCGUCGACCUUGAUCCAACACUUGCUUAUACGGCGACAAAUUUAAAUGAUUUAAAUAAUAAGAAACGAUCAGAAAAUUCUCUUGCAGAAUCAUGGCGUUUUUUACGUUCAACAGAAGUACGACAAUAUAUGUUUCACUUAAAACCAAGAGCUAAUGUGUCAUUUGAACAGCAACAUUCGGUAACAACACUUGGAAAACUGGAUAUUAUUUGGAUUUCGGGACUAGGAGAAAAAGGAAGAUUACAAACGAAUCAACUACCAAAACCACAAGCUCUUGUGGCCACAACAAAUUUGAGUAAUUUACCGGAUUUACGAUUGCAAUUGGUUGAAGGCAAUGGUCAUUGUUCUGUUGAACAAUCACAACAUUUACGUGUGAAUAUAUUAAAUUGCACGGAACGCAGUAUGAAUUUAUCAUUAAGUUUUGAUCAUCAAUUUUCAAAGAAAGAAGGUUUCUUGUGGACGGGUGUAAUUAGUGGAAAUGUUGGAAAAUUAGAUGCACAUCAAUUGAUUGAAAUUCAUCUAAAUCUUGUACCGUUGACAAGUGGUUUAAAGAGAAUUGGUGGUUUAAAAUUAACCGAUAGUUAUAUGCGUCAUACAUACGAUUUAGAAGAAUUUCAUACAUUAUUUGUACUGCCAAAAUUUGCUGAUAAAACAUUUUCUGCAACAAGAUCCAUGUCAGAUACUUCUCAUGACAUUUCUUUAAUGGAUUUGAAUGAGAACGAUAAUCCUGGAAGUUUAAUUGAUUUAUUACAAUAUUAUGAGAAAGAAAAUGCUAAUAAACAGCAACAAUACAAAGAUGAAAUUGCCUUGCUAAAAGAGCAACAACGUUUAACUAACGAUGAACUAAUUUAUUUGAAAAAUGAAAAUCGUUUAUUUCAAGAGAAACAAGAUAAAGAGAGAACAGUUUUACAAAAUGACAUUAUUGCACAUAAAGAAUAUGCUCAAAAUUUAGAACAUCAGUUGAAACAAUUACAACAAAAAGUGACAGAUGCUAAAAAACAAUAUGAAAAAGUUUUGUUACUUAAUCAACAAAAAUGUGUAACGAUUGCACGAACAUGCGAUGAUUUAUAUCAGAAAAUAAAUACUUUAACAAAUGAAUAUAAUCAAAUGAAAAUAAAAUUAAUUGAAAAGGAAAAACAACAUGAGUCACUAUUAAAUUAUUCCAAAUCAUUACGAGAAGAGGUGAAAAUGUUAAGCUUAUAUGAAACUCAAACAACAAAACAAUUUCAAUUAUUAAAAAAAUUAGCAAAUGAUGGUCAAAUAUGUGGUGAUUUUAUUGAUGCGGACGACUUUCAUAUUAAGAAAAGAGAUAUUCAAGAACAAACAGAUCAAAUUCAAAGAAUAAUAACAGAACAACAUCAUGUUAUACUAGCGAAACUAAGAGAAUUGCUUGAAAGUAAUAGAGAAAAUGGAUCGAAGUCAAAAAAAUUAAAAGUAUAA
Didymodactylos carnosus is the source of this 2001-nucleotide messenger RNA. Lineage: Eukaryota; Metazoa; Rotifera; Eurotatoria; Philodinida; Philodinidae. The record is from the annotation of a GenBank genome assembly.